Komagataella phaffii GS115 is the source of this 870-nucleotide messenger RNA. RefSeq lists its product as uncharacterized. The record is from RefSeq and is a predicted model, not a curated record. The transcript has a single exon. The coding region runs from base 1 to 870 and encodes 289 amino acids. Gene Ontology annotation, cellular component: 90S preribosome; nucleolus. Lineage: Eukaryota; Fungi; Ascomycota; Pichiomycetes; Pichiales; Pichiaceae. Gene Ontology annotation, biological process: maturation of SSU-rRNA from tricistronic rRNA transcript (SSU-rRNA, 5.8S rRNA, LSU-rRNA).
AUGAAGGCUCAGAAAUUUUCCAAGGCUUCGUUACUGGAUGAUGAGGAUGACUACUCAACUCAGCUUGACAGAAUUCUUGCUCGGAGGAAGAAGAGUCAGAAGGAAGACUCUGGAGAUCUAGAUACGAUUUCUUUUGGCUCCUUAUCAAAAGCUCAAGCAAGAUUACAAACUGAGGAGAGAGAAUCCAAGAAGAAGGUAAAAAAAGUCAAGAAACCGAAAGUAUUGAAGAAACAGGAAGAAGAUUUUCAACCUCCCAGUGACAUUUCUGAUGACGGUGAGUUUUUUGAAGAGCCAUCUCAAGACCAUCAAAGUCGAACUUCAGAUAGGCAUUCCAAGGAGGAACCUAGAUCUAAAAGUAAGCACGCACCCUCAGAGUCUAGUGCUAAGAAGAGAGUGUCAAAGGUGAGGGAGAUUCCUGGACUCUUGAACGGUUCUGGCUCAAGUUCAUUGUACCAGGAUGUCAGAUUCGAUACAGCGUUUGGUAAAGCAGAUCUCCAAAAGGCUAGAGAAAACUACAAAUUCUUAGACGAAUAUAGGGAGAAAGAGAUUACUGAGCUGAAUAAAAUUCUACAAGACGAUAUGACCGAGCAGCUAUUAAGUGAACGAGAGAUCAAUACAAUCAAGUAUAAGAUUCAAUCUCUCAAGUCCAGAGUAGACACAUUGAAGAACAGAGACCUGGAAAACGAAAUUGUGAGAGACUACAAAAGGAAUCAUAAGAAUUUCUUCUUGAAAAACAGUGACAAAAGAAAGUUAGUUCAAAAAGCCAAGUUCGAUUCGAUGAAGCCAAGCCAAAGAGAAAAGGUUAUCGAAAGAAAAAGAAAGAGACAACUGGGUAGGGAGUUCAAGCAGUUAGAGUUUAACCAGAAAUGA